UGGAAACGGAGCUCGAGAUCAUUAAAAGAAUGACAGACUGAAUUUCUCCGGUGUGUUUCCACUGGCAUCACUCAAAUCUAAACGGAUUAAUAAACCGUGACGGAAAGCAGUAUUAUAACUCCACCAGAACCGCAGUAUGUCGGCGAACGGAAUUCGGGACGGUCCGGUGACCGUAUCGAAGGCGCACCCGAGUGGAGGCGCGCACGAGAUGAGAACGCGCCGGUCCGGUGGUAUUGUGACUCUCCCGCGCUUCGUGCGUUUCACGUUCACACCUGAUUCCCUGGAGAAUGCAUAUCAGACGUACUUUCUGCGUCAGCGUCAGGAGACGUUACUGGUGCUGAUCGUGUUCGCGGCUCUUUUUAACUGUUUCGUGAUCAUCACGUGCGCCGUGGUUUACUCUCACGAUAAACUCAACACCGUCGCGGUUGCCGCCGGUGGCCUCGCGUCGGAUAUUCUGCUCUAUAUACUGUGCCACUUCCGUUUGCUGCCCGCGUUUGUGAUCCGGUGCCUCGUGCCGUACGCGCUGUGGGUGCUCAUCACGGUCCACGUGCUGUGUUACUACAGUUUGAAUUUUGGCGGGGUUUACGCCGCAGGUGACUCGGUUGGAUGGCAGACGUUCUUCAUCUUCUCAUUUUUCCUCACUCUUCCGCUGCCACUCGGGCCCAUCUCGCUCCUGAGCGCGCUCUCGUGCGCCGCGCACACUCUACUCCUUGGAAUCACUGUAUCGGAGAGACACAAACUGGAGAUCACUAUACUGAUCAGACAGCUUGUGGCAAAUCUGAUGCUGUUUUUCGCUGCCAUGCUGGUGGGUGUGAUGUCAUAUUUUAUGGCCGACCGCAAGUACCGCACGGCAUUUCUGGAGGCCAAACAAUCUCUGGAAGUCAGUCUUACUCUAAAGGAGCAAGGUCAACAGCAGGAAGAGUUGCUGUUGUCAAUCUUACCAAGGCAUAUAGCCGAUGAGAUGCUUCAGGGGAUGAAAAAAGGAGCCAAUCAGAAAACAGAUGCCCAACAGUUCAACACAAUGUACAUGUAUCGCCAUGAAAACGUUAGUAUACUUUUUGCAGAUAUUGUGGGUUUUACUCAGCUGUCAUCUGUCGUCACUCCUAAAGAACUCGUCAAACUACUUAAUGAACUCUUUGCUCGCUUCGACAAACUUGCAGCACAACAUCAUCAGCUAAGGAUCAAGAUUUUGGGAGACUGUUAUUACUGCAUCUGUGGCUUGCCAGAUUAUAGAGAAGACCAUGCAGUCUGCUCCAUCAUGAUGGGUCUGUCUAUGGUGAAAGCCAUCUCUUACGUGCGGGAGAAAACUAAGACAGGGGUGGACAUGCGUGUCGGUGUGCACACGGGGACAGUUCUGGGUGGAGUACUCGGACAGAAGCGCUGGCAGUUUGAUGUCUGGUCAACUGAUGUCACUGUGGCAAACAAGAUGGAGUCAGGGGGCAUCCCUGGGCGUGUGCACAUCUCUCAAAGCACAAUGGACUGUUUGCAUGGUGAGUUUGAGCUGGAGCCUGGUGAAGGAGGGGACCGCUGUGACUAUCUGAUGGAGAAAGGCAUUGAAACGUACCUGGUGCUUGUGCCCACAAACAGAACUGUGUUAAAUGGCGUGAGCAACGGUGCAAUGAUCACCACCACAGAAACCAGUGGCAGUACCACAUCAAUAAAAAUGAUAACUGAGGACACAGAAGCACAGCAGUUUCAGGAGAGCAGUGAGACAGAUGAAAUGAUUUCAGAAGAACAGGAUCUGAGUCAUCUUCUGAAUGAAGUUCUCUUGGACAGAGAAACAGAAGAGACUGAGGAGGAGAAGAGGACCGGCGUACUGUCUCUGAGGUUUGUGGACCCUGACCUGGAGUUGCGUUACUCUGCAGAGAAAGAGAGACGGACAGGCCCUGCAUUCGGCUGCUGUUGUGUCGUUCUGAUCUUCACAUCUGCUAUGGAAAUCCUCAUCGACCCACAGUUGAUCGUGAAUUAUGUGACUCUGGCUGUGGGUGAGAUUUUACUUCUGAUCCUGACUCUGUGUUCAAUGGCUGCCAUCUUCCCACGCGUGUUCCCACGAAGACUUGUAUCGUUCUCACACUGGAUUGACCGCACGCGUUGGGCUCGUAACACUUGGGCGAUGGCGGCCAUAUUUGUUCUCACCAUGGCUGAAGUGGCUGAUAUGCUCAGCUGCGUUCAGCCUCCUCUGGUGCUGUUGAACUCCAGCUCUGGUGUAACUCUUGAGUCUCUGGGUGAUGGUGGAUGUGCAGAAAACCCCAAAUACUACGGUUAUAUAUCCGUGCUGUCGCUUAUAUCAUCUGUUAUGCUUGUGCAGCUCAGUCAUGUCGUCAAGCUGGCGCUCAUGAUGUUGGUUACCAUAGCAACAGGUGCCGUCAAUAUCCACAGCUGGAUGUAUAUUUACGACAUCUACGAUUUUAUUCGCUACCUGGAAUACAGGUAUUCUGUGGUUCCCACCCGAUAUCUUUUGAGUGUGAUGAUUAUCGUUAUGAUGAUAAGUCUCUACUACUUUGCUCGCCAUGUGGAAAAACAGUCUCGUAAGCUGUUUCUGUGGAAGAUCCAGGUUCACGAUCAGAAGGAGAAGGUGUAUGAAAUGAGAACAUACAACGAAGCAUUGGUCACGAAUAUGCUUCCAGAUCAUGUGGCCAAACAUUUCCUUGGCUCCAAGAAACGAGAUGAGGAGCUGUACAGUCAGUCAUACGAUGAGGCCGGCGUAAUUUUUGCCUCUAUUCCGAACUUCUCUGACUUUUACACAGAAGAGAGUAUAAACAACGGAGGACUAGAAUGCCUCCGAAUCCUCAACGAGAUCAUUUCCGACUUUGACAGUCUGUUGGAUCGAUCCGAGUUCCGCCACAUCACAAAGAUCAAGACCAUCGGCAGCACGUACAUGGCCGCAUCCGGGGUGACACCAGAGAGUAACACCAACGGAUACGAGAACCGCAAGUUGGAGGAGCAGUCGCUGUUAGACCGAUGGCAACACUUCUCAGAUUUGGCAGACUUUGCUCUGGCUAUGAAAGUCAUACUUGGAAACCUGAACAAACAGUCGUUCAAUAACUUCAUGCUGCGUAUAGGUCUGAAUAAGGGAAGCGUGUUAGCCGGAGUGAUUGGCGCUCGUAAGCCUCAUUUUGAUAUCUGGGGAAACACUGUGAAUGUGGCCAGUCGUAUGGAGUCCACGGGUGUUAUGGGUAACAUACAGGUGGUGGAGGACUGCUAUCACAUCCUAAAGGAAUAUGGCUUCCGGUUCGUCAAACGAGGACCCAUCUAUGUUAAAGGAAAAGGAGAACUGCUCACUUACUUCAUGAAGGGCAAAGACAAACCUGUCACAAAAACAGCCGUGGUCGCUCUGCCACAUCAGACACUAGACAAAUCCUGAGAGGACAGGAGAACACAUUUUAUUUUGUGAUUUUCUACAUUUUAUGGAUAGAGACGGUAGAAAGAGAAACAAGGAAAAUAUUGAAAAAAGAAGAAGAGUGGAAUCUGCACAGGACAUCAUGCAGACCAAAAUCAAACCUGUGUUUUUCAAAUGAACCCUCUGGCACAACAUGAAAUCAUUUUAAAAUCACCUUUUAAUGACAUAAAUGAUGAACAUAGAAACAGACAUUAAAAAUUAAAGGAUGCUGAUAUAUUUUCCUAAACAAUGACAUGAAAAUGUGAGCUCACAGUGGGAAUUCUGAAGUGAUGAUGACAUAUAGGCCUACUAUGUAGCCUACAUUAUGAAUUGUCAUUUUCAUUGAACAAUUUCAUCAGGAGAUAUCAGCAAAACAAAGGAAAUGGAAAAUACAUCUAAAUAUUUUUUGAAGUGGAGAAAAAUGUAACUAUAAGAAUACAUGGAAAAAUUGUAAGAAAUUCAACAUGUUAGAUGUAGCACAAACUUAAAGGUCACAAAAUGUUCUCUUAUGGUAGCAUAAGCAAAAUGCAAAUUUUUCUCAUUUUUAAAAACAUUUAUUUAAUGCACAGCUUUAACCAUGAACUAUAUGAGACCAUAUUCAUAUUGACAUCAGGGGCUUUUUUACUUAAAGCUCAUAGCUUUGCAUUAGUCAUAAAUUCAGGUUUAUCACAUUACAGCUGUCUAAUAUACUUUAAAGGGCACCUAUUAUGGCUUUUUUACAAAAUGUAAUAUAAGUCUCAGGUGUGCCUAGAAUGUGUCUGUGAAGUUUCAGCUCAAAAUACCCCACAGAUCAUAUAUUAUAGCAUGUCCAAAAUGCCCCUAUUUGGGUGUAAGCAAAAAUGUGCUGAUUUAAUGUCUAUACCUUUAAAUGCAAAUGAGCUACAGCCCCUUACUUCCUUACCUUGGUUUCACACCAGCCCCAUUUGAGGCGUCAAAUUUGUGUCUACCGCGUCUAGUUUGCCGCUUGAACAUUUUGAGUUUACUCGCUUCAUUCAUGCGUGACAUGUAACGCAGCCCGUUUUUCCACCAAAGUUCAAAUUUUUCAACUCGCGCGUUUCCCCCAGCAACGCUCAAUUCGCGCCAUUCGCCGCGAGACCUCCAGACGCACGUCAAUGCGUCUUUACAUUGACUUAACAUUGAAAACACUCGCGCUUGACGCCUCUACCGCGGCUGGUCUGAAUGCAGCAUUACAGACAGUGAGUGCUUUCAGUUUAAAGAGAUCUGAUUAAUACAGUCUGAGACAAUAGUAUCUAGUGGACAGAAUACAACUCGCUGAGGGUGGAAACUAUGGUAAUGCAGAACUGUAAGUGGGCGGGGCUUUAUCAAUGUGACCUCACAAUGAUAAGAGAAUCAAAACGGCAUGUCUAAUGAGACUGCUUUGGUUUAAUGGGGAUUAAAAAACAAGGAGCAGGUGCAUUUUUUAAUCGUAGGGUGGUUGUGGCAACACAAAUUAUGUCCAAACACCUUGUAAAUGUGGAUUUUGCUAUUAUAAUGCUAUUUUAUCAAUUCACAUAUCAGUUGUGGUUAUAAAUCAUGGGUUGUUUCAUUUAGCAUAGUUCAUUUAGCAGCUCUUUGUGCCAUCUGCAGUGUUUCAUUGUUUGUUUGUAAUUAAUGUACAUUAAACCGAGACAAACUUUAA
Misgurnus anguillicaudatus (oriental weatherfish) is the source of this 5018-nucleotide messenger RNA. RefSeq names its product adenylate cyclase 3b (gene adcy3b). Lineage: Eukaryota; Metazoa; Chordata; Actinopteri; Cypriniformes; Cobitidae. Gene Ontology annotation, biological process: cAMP biosynthetic process; adenylate cyclase-activating G protein-coupled receptor signaling pathway; intracellular signal transduction. Gene Ontology annotation, cellular component: plasma membrane. The record is from RefSeq and is a predicted model, not a curated record. Gene Ontology annotation, molecular function: adenylate cyclase activity.